AAUAAAUGAACUAGUUGAAAUUGAAAAGUAAGGGAGUAAUGUAGUGGUUGUGACUUGUGAAUUGUAAGAAUAGAAGUUGUAUUUGUAUGAGGAAAUGUGGCAAAAACGAAAAACAUAGAAGAAUAAGUGUAUUUGUACAAUACUCGUAGUCCAACAAGAAUAGAUAGACAAAAUUUAGGUUGCCGAGAAGAGAGAAGGGAGAAGAGCGCCUGUAUCUGUGUCUGUGUUUGCCAUAACCAAGUUUGAAAUCUUCUUCUCUUCCCUUCUCUUCUCCUUGUUACUACAGUGAGUAUCCCUAAUUUCGUCCCCCAAGUUUGAAUCCUUUCGAUUUUUGUUUUUUCAUGUUGGAAAACCCUAUAUUUAGAGCCAAAGUAUUUGAUUUUUAGGGAUUUGAAAACCAAAUCAAAAUCAAAAAUGGAUUUGGACAAAUGGAUCGCUAAGGUUAAAGAAGGUCAGCAUUUAGCCGAAGAUGAGCUUCAGCUUCUCUGCGAAUAUGUGAAAGAGAUACUUAUUGAGGAGUCAAAUGUGCAGCCUGUGAAUAGUCCUGUCACUGUCUGUGGUGACAUCCAUGGCCAAUUUCAUGAUCUAAUGAAGCUCUUUCAGACAGGGGGUCAUGUUCCGGAUACUAAUUACAUUUUUAUGGGGGAUUUUGUUGACCGGGGCUACAAUAGUCUUGAAGUCUUUACCAUCCUUUUGCUUCUUAAAGCUAGGUAUCCUGCAAACAUAACCCUUUUGCGAGGGAAUCAUGAAAGCAGGCAGCUUACUCAGGUAUAUGGAUUUUAUGAUGAAUGCCAGAGGAAGUAUGGAAAUGCCAAUGCAUGGAGAUAUUGCACAGAUGUUUUUGAUUAUCUAACUCUCUCAGCAAUCAUAGACGGAACUGUGCUUUGUGUUCAUGGUGGUCUUUCUCCAGAUAUCCGAACAAUUGAUCAGAUAAGGGUUAUUGAAAGGAAUUGUGAAAUUCCUCAUGAAGGACCAUUUUGUGACCUUAUGUGGAGUGAUCCUGAAGAUAUUGAAACAUGGGCUGUCAGUCCUCGUGGAGCAGGAUGGCUAUUUGGAUCAAGAGUUACUUCAGAGUUCAACCACAUAAACAAUCUUGAUCUAGUUUGUCGAGCUCAUCAACUUGUACAAGAAGGUCUCAAGUACAUGUUUCAAGAUAAAGGCCUUGUGACGGUGUGGUCAGCUCCAAAUUACUGUUAUCGUUGCGGGAAUGUUGCUUCUAUUUUGAGUUUUAAUGACAACAUGGAAAGGGAAGUGAAGUUCUUCACAGAGACAGAAGAGAACAAUCAGAUGAGGGGGCCAAGAACAGGGGUUCCAUAUUUCUUGUAGGCAUUGUCAUUCAGAAUCUAAAAAAGACGGUUUGUAUAAUUAUUAAUUGAUGUGAUUUUUGAAAUUCAAAAGUUUUAGGUGAGGGUGAAUUAUUGGUAAAUGACCUUCUGCUGGCUCGCUCAUGUUGUCUCUGUCGGUAAAUUGCUAAUACGCCAGAAAAAAUGCCCUCUUUUUUAGUCUUGCUUUGUGACUACUCGGAUCAUAAGUAUUUGUUUAUUUCUCAUGUUAUAUUUCAUCACGCUCCUAAUUUUAUUGACAAACUUUCUGAACUAAUGACGCUCACUUUGUAAAGUUUUCCAUUGGUUAUAAUGGCGGAAAUAUGAUCAUUGUGUGAUGGCAUGAUA
Amaranthus tricolor (Joseph's coat) is the source of this 1670-nucleotide messenger RNA. RefSeq names its product phytochrome-associated serine/threonine-protein phosphatase. Lineage: Eukaryota; Viridiplantae; Streptophyta; Magnoliopsida; Caryophyllales; Amaranthaceae. The record is from RefSeq and is a predicted model, not a curated record. Bases 415 to 1326 code for a protein of 303 amino acids. Gene Ontology annotation, cellular component: cytoplasm. Gene Ontology annotation, molecular function: protein serine/threonine phosphatase activity. The transcript is spliced from 10 exons. Gene Ontology annotation, biological process: peptidyl-serine dephosphorylation.